AUGGCCUCCCAGAACCCCCUCUUCACCAUCCCCAUCGAGCCGUACGGCGCCCACGUCGGCGGCUCCAUCGUCUGCACAUCCCCGGCGCCCCUCGUCUACCUCCUCACCUGGUCCUCGCCCCCCGACAACCGCCUCACGACCCCCUUCUGCCGCGCCUUCCUCGCCGCCCUCGACCUCGUCGAGUUCGCCCACCCCGCCGGCGUCCUCGUCACCACCUCGGCCCUCCCCAAGUUCUACUCCAACGGCCUCGACCUCGAGCACGCCAUGACCACCCCGGGCUUCUGGUCCGACUGCCUCUACCGCCUCUACCACCGCCUCCUCACCUACCCCAUGCCCACCCUUGCUCUCAUCCCCGGCCACGCCUUCGCCGGCGGCUUCAUGACCGCCAUGCACCACGACUACCGCGUCAUGAACCCCCAAAAGGGCUUCCUCUGCAUGAACGAGCUCGACUUCGGCGCUCCGCUCAAGCCCCCCAUGGCCGCCAUCUUCCGCAUCAAGUGCGCCACCCCGCGCCUCUACCAGGAAAUCGUCCUCGAGGCCAAGCGCUUCCCCGGCCCCGCCGCCCUCGAAGCCGGCCUCGUCGACGCCCUCGGCGGCCUCGACGCCGCCCUCAAGCUCAUCGCCGACCGCAGGCUCACCGAGCGCGCCAAGUCCGGCGUCUACGCCGUCCUCAAGGCCGAGAUGUGGAAGGAGAGCGCCUACCUCCUCAACAAGGAGAACUACGAGUCCAUCGAAAAGAUCUGGGACCACAGGGAGGAGCUCGAGAAGCAGCGCGUCGCCGCCGGCAACAAGUUCGCCGCCGAGUGGAAGGCCGGCAAGGCCAAGUUGUAA
Colletotrichum graminicola M1.001 is the source of this 831-nucleotide messenger RNA. RefSeq names its product enoyl-CoA hydratase/isomerase. The transcript has a single exon. Gene Ontology annotation, biological process: fatty acid beta-oxidation. Gene Ontology annotation, cellular component: peroxisome. Bases 1 to 831 code for a protein of 276 amino acids. NCBI's taxonomy places the organism in Eukaryota, Fungi, Ascomycota, Sordariomycetes, Glomerellales, Glomerellaceae. Gene Ontology annotation, molecular function: enoyl-CoA hydratase activity; delta(3)-delta(2)-enoyl-CoA isomerase activity. The record is from RefSeq and is a predicted model, not a curated record.